Molecule: messenger RNA, 2062 nt
Organism: Heterocephalus glaber (naked mole-rat)
Lineage: Eukaryota; Metazoa; Chordata; Mammalia; Rodentia; Bathyergidae
Source: RefSeq, a predicted model, not a curated record
UGCUCCCCUCUCCCCGGGCAGGAAGGUGGGCCGUCUUCAGGGGAUGAGGUCUGGGUCUCAAGGGGAGAUCACCUCAUCUCAGAGAUGGUCCCAGAACUAAGCAUUUAAUAGAUUAGCAUGAAGCAGGCUUCCUUUCCCCUAGACCCCUGGACCCCUGGACUUUUCCAGCUCCACCUGUGGACUCAGGCAGUCAGGCCCCACGUGAGACCCUCGCUGUCUUUUGUUUCCUCUUGGAGAGGGAGACACUUUAUUCUGAGAGUUUGCCUCUGGCCACCAGUGGUGUGGGAUCAGGGUUUAAGCCGAGGAAAUAGCAGCAGAGGGGACCUCGCAGGGUCCAGCCCACCCCUCCUGUGAAGGGACCUGAGGUGUGCAGCCUGAGCGCCCUCCGUGCCUCUUGCAGGAGAUCCGGGAACCAGGUGGUGAAGGUCUUCUUGUGAGGCAGCAUCCUUGGGUCGCACAACAGAGGCCGCUCAGGAGGUACCAGGAGCCAAGGUGAGGCAUCUGAGUCCUCAUCGCCAAGCUCUCACUGUCCCCAGGGAACAUCAGAACAUUCUCCUGCUGGGAGGAGUCACCACAGCAGGCUAGGGGAAGCUGUCUGGUCCAGAGAGGGACACAAAGCCUAGUGGGUGUGCAGGUUCUCACGCCCGAGGGCUAGGAAGUAGCACACACUGCUUAGUCUAAUCCUCUUUUGGCUGUGCUUUAAUCCAAAGGCACACCAGAAGAAGUGCCUGGGGCUGAGACUCCAAAUUGUGCUCAGAAUCCUGAGGGCGUCUUCUCUCCUCCCCUGCCAUGGCAUCUGGGCAAUCGAGCCAAUCCAGUCAGGGCUCCAGCAGGGCACAGGAGGAGCAUCCAUCCACCUCUCAGGAACAGGAUGGUCCUCAGUCCCUGCCCCUUGUGGUGCUGUAUGAGAAGAUAGAUGAAUUGGUGGAUUUCCUGGUCCACAAGUACAGGAAAAAGGAGCUUACUACCAAAGCAGAAAUCCUGCACUGUGUCAUGAAGGAUUACCAGGAGUACUUCUUUCUUAUCUUCAGGAAAGUCUCUGAUUGCUUGUACAUGGUGUUUGGCAUUGAUGUGAAGGAAGUGGAUCCCCCUGGGCACAUAUAUGUUCUUGUCCCUGUCCUGGGUCUCACUUAUAAUGAGAGAGUAGCUGAUGACUUCAUCCUUGCCAAAACUGGCCUCUUGAUAGUGAUUAUUACUACCAUCCUCAAGAAAGGCAACUGUGCCAGUGAGAAGGUUGUCUGGCUUGCACUUAAUAGAAUGCAGGUGUAUGAUGGGAGGGAGCACUUCAUCUAUGGGGAUCCUAGGAAAUUCAUCACCAAGGACUUGGUAGAGGAAGGGUAUCUGGUGUAUCGCCAGGUUCCCAACAGUGAUCCUGCUCGCUAUGAGUUCCUGUGGGGUCCAAGGACCCACGCUGAAACCACCAAGAUGAAAGUCCUGGAGCAUUUGGCCAAGGUCAAUAAGAGAGAUCCCUGGAGCUACCCACUUAUAUAUGAAGAGGCUUUCAGAGAGCAGCAAGAGUUGGCCCAAGCAAGACGUGUAGUCAGGGCCCCUGAGGGAGCAAGGUGCCGAUCAGGGACACGGCAUGUUCGGAAGCCACGUCACUAGCUUAGCUCCUGCCCAUGUGAAAUGAUACCAAUCCUUCAGUCUGUGUUUGAGGAGAGCAGCAAGCAUGCUCAGUAGUGAAGAGCAGGGUAGGAGGGGGAAAUACUGGGCUUUCCUUGUUGACAUUUGUUCUCUUUGGGUUACUUGGAAAUUGACAUUUGUUUUCUUUAUGAAGACUAAAGAGGCUUGCACAUCUCAUUUGAAGUAUGGUAUUGAUCUCACAUCUAUUUUUGUUAUUGUUACAUUGUUUAUUGGCUGUUGUUUUGGUGAAAUUGUGAUUUUCUGUGGCAUUGAGUAAACACGGAUUUUUCUUUUCUUUCCAAGUAUAAGUCUUUGCUGUUUUGUAAAACCAAGUAGGAAAUCUUUCCCUUUUGAGGGGAUAUGAAACAGGAUACCAUGGCACUGGAGUAGGAAUUUCCUUUUGAAUGUGUAAGAACUUUAAGAUAAAUGGAGUCAAGAA